Messenger RNA from Panonychus citri (citrus red mite), 634 nucleotides. Its product is annotated as cuticle protein 16.5-like. The transcript is spliced from 2 exons. NCBI's taxonomy places the organism in Eukaryota, Metazoa, Arthropoda, Arachnida, Trombidiformes, Tetranychidae. Bases 98 to 409 code for a protein of 103 amino acids. The record is from RefSeq and is a predicted model, not a curated record.
GUAUCAGUUGUUAAUCAUCCAACAAACCAAACAGUUUAAAAUCAAACUUUUUCUUUUCGUUUUCAACCAAAACACCAAAACCAAACCAAAACCCAAAAUGAACGCUCUUUUCGUUGCCGUUUUCGCCAUCCUCGCCGCUUCAGCUUCAGCUGGUUACGCUCCAGCCCUCGCUGCCCCAGUUGCCGCUUACGGAUAUGCCCCAUACGGUCAUGCUGCUUACGCUCAUGCCCCAGUUGUCGCUAAAGUCGCCGCUCCAGUUGCCUACGCUCACGCUCCCGCUUACAGCUACGGUUACUCAACCUACGCCGCUGCCCCAGUCGCUAAAUACGCCGCCCCAAUCGCCACAUACGGAGCUCCAGUCUACGGCAAAGUCCUCGCCCCAGCUUACGGUGCCCCAAUCUACGGUUAAACUAAUCAAUUCUAGUUCAGUUUUAACAACAAUCAAACCAAAAACAAACCAAAUCAUUCAAACAGUCAAGUUAGAUUUAUAUAAAUUUAAAUAGCCCAACACAUAGUAAUCCCAUUAUUAUGUUAAUCUUUCCUCUGGAUUAUCUAGAGAUUAAUUAGUUAAUCAUCCAAACAGAUUAUCAUCAGCAAUGAAAUAAAAUUAUUUUUUAUCAAAAAAAAAACAAAA